Fragaria vesca subsp. vesca is the source of this 1173-nucleotide messenger RNA. Its product is annotated as F-box protein CPR30-like. The record is from RefSeq and is a predicted model, not a curated record. NCBI's taxonomy places the organism in Eukaryota, Viridiplantae, Streptophyta, Magnoliopsida, Rosales, Rosaceae. The transcript has a single exon. The coding region runs from base 1 to 1173 and encodes 390 amino acids. Gene Ontology annotation, molecular function: protein binding.
AUGUCAGGUUACUUUGUUCCUGAAGAAAUCAUUCAUGAAAUUCUGCUGCGGUUGCCAGCCAAAUCUUUAGUGAGAUUCAGCACCGUGUGCAAGUCAUGGAGCUCUAUGAUCACACGCUCCAGUUUCAUUGACACCCAUCUCAAGCGCAGAGGUCAAUACAACAAGCAAAACGGCAUCGUUCACCUUCUACUAUGCGAGCACUUCACUGCGAGAAGUUGCACGUCGUAUGUGAUGAAAGACGACCCUGCAAUAUUGACCGGAGAUGAGUGCUAUACCAAGUUUACAUAUCCUUCAAUAUUCAAACAUUCAUAUGCGAGUCUGAUCGGAACUUGUAACGGUCUCAUAUGUCUUACAGAUCACCAUUCGCCCAGGACGACUUCCAAAGUUUCCACAAUAAUUUGGAACCCUUCAAUCAGAAAGAUUGUGAUUUUGCCUAGGCCUAGUAUCAAGUCUCCAACAAUUUGUAUGCAAACUCAUCAUGCUUUUGGUUUUGGCUAUGAUGCUCAGAGCAACGAUUAUAAGGUUUUAAGAAUUCUAAAGUCUGAGGAUGAAAGAUUGGUGACAAAACUACGUGAGGUUGAGGUUUACUCAUUAGCCCGUAAUACUUGGAAGCGUCUCAGUUGUGAUACUUUUCCGGCUUGCUUGAAAUCUGUUAGAUGGUGUACAGGUAAAUACGUUUUUGUCAACAAUGCUCUACAUUGGGCUCAAUACCGGGAUUCCGAGAUGGAAAAGUACAUCAUUGUGUCGUUUGAUAUGGCCGGAGAAUUAUUUAGUGAGAUAGAGAUGCCGGAAGCUUUGUCGAAUGAACCCAAGAACCUGAUUUUAGUAGCAAGAUAUGGAGAGUCCCUUGCCUUGAUUGAUGUUAAGAGCGGUUUUGACAUAUGGGUCAUGAAAGAGUAUGGUGUGGUGCAAUCUUGGACUAAAAUAGCAAGGAUAUCGUGUGAAAAGUUUCGUUCUCUUUCACUUUUUGAUUGUAAAAGCUGCGGCGAAUUGGUGUUCGGAAUAAUAGAAGAAACAACAACUGGUCGUGGAGGGUUACGCAGGGUGAAUUAUCAGACCAACCAAGUUGAAAAAUUUAGAAUAGAUGUAGAAAAGUACAAGGGGAUCGAUUCGUUUGUAGAUAGCAUAGUCUUACUAGAUCAAAUCAAUGCUAUAUAUUCCUUGCAAUCGUAA